This is a messenger RNA of Colletotrichum godetiae, 792 nucleotides long. RefSeq lists its product as uncharacterized. NCBI's taxonomy places the organism in Eukaryota, Fungi, Ascomycota, Sordariomycetes, Glomerellales, Glomerellaceae. The coding region runs from base 1 to 765 and encodes 254 amino acids. The transcript has a single exon. The record is from RefSeq and is a predicted model, not a curated record.
AUGUCUACAGGCGGGCUCACCAACGGGCUCACCAACGGGCUCACCAACGGGCUUACCAAUGGAGGUUCCCACUCAAGCGGAGAUUCGACCCCAGACGAGACAGACACGAACAUGGAAGGAUUCUCGGAUAGUUACCUGUUUCCUUGUCGUUUUCUAGAUUGCGCAUAUUACGAGGACAAAGACCCUGCCACACAUUUCGAAAAUGACCCUUUUCGGGUGGAGCAUGAAAAUAGGCAUAUGAAGUGCUCGUACUGGUGGAUUUGCAACGAAGAAUUCGAAACUAAGGGACUUGCGGAAAAUCAUGAAAAUAUGCACCACGAGAGGCUCAACUGGCGGUUUCAAUGUACCUGGUGCUCUUGGCGUUGGAGGUCUGCAAAGCAGUGGAGAAUGUGUGAAGUAUCACACCAUGCGGACCGUGUUGCGGACGGCUUUCACUGGGUGUGUAUGGAAGGCCCUGAUGAAAGUCCGUGCAAAACAGGCUUCAAGUGUCAAGAACUUGGUCUGUUCGAGAGACAUUUAUCAACGACACACAACGUACCCCAAGACCAAGUCUCAACGAUUGUCGAAAAUUCUGAGUGUAAGCCGAAUGGACGCGGAUUCUUUUGCCUAGGUUGUAGCAAGGUUCGCAAAAUCGACGAUCCCGAAUUUUCAAAUUACCCCGAGGUCCAUGGGCAUUGGAAUUCGCGGCGUUUGGAUCAUCAUCAAACGCAUGUGACGCCCGUGGGACUUAUUUGGCCACAGCCUAGUCAGGGAGGGCCUAGAUGAGGCGAGGAGGCUGGUGACGUUGAAAUG